This is a messenger RNA of Nicotiana attenuata, 1774 nucleotides long. RefSeq lists its product as uncharacterized. The coding region runs from base 696 to 1580 and encodes 294 amino acids. The transcript has 8 exons. The record is from RefSeq and is a predicted model, not a curated record. Lineage: Eukaryota; Viridiplantae; Streptophyta; Magnoliopsida; Solanales; Solanaceae.
AUCACAGAGUGGGAGAGAAAGAAGAAGAUAGUGAGAGCACUUUUUUUCUCUCUGCAAUUUUUCUCUAAUAAUUUUCUUUCAAAUUUCUCCGGAAAUUUUCCUCCAAAUUAUGAUACAUUCUGAAGAGGCUUGAGGUUUUCUUCUGAAGGAUUUUUGAGGUUUGAAUUCUUCAGCUGAUUGUGAAGAUUUAGGGUCGUGGGAUUAUGUUUCUUUGAGGCGCUGCAUUUGGAGAGAUUCAGUUGAGAUAUUGGAAGAAAUCUGAAGUAUAGAGAUCAUGUUGAAAGAUUUUAAGAUCGGAAUUGAACUCGAAAUCUGAUGAAUGAAGCGCUGAAAUGUCGUCAUUUUUACUGAAGAAUCUCUAAUUUUUCGACUAAUAAAUUGAGUUUACAGAGUAUUAAAAUCGCAAUUCUUCUCAAAUCGGUUCAUCUGGUAGCGAACCCGAUUCAAUUCGCCAUUGACGGAGCUCACAGACGAAGAAAGAAAAGAUUUUCUCAGCCAAUCGAUGGUGGUAUGAGGCAAAAUCAAAACAGAUAAGCACACUGUUGACGGAUCCUGAUUGCCAUAGAGUCUUUUCUGAGACGCUUUUCCGAGUGACGAUAGCUCCAUACCAGCAUCAAUUUCCAUUUUUGGAGUCUAAUAAAAGAGGGACAAACCGUUUUAUACAAAGGUGCCCGUGGUGUAUAUAAAAACCAGAGAUGGAUAAAAAUUCGAGAGACGGAUCACUACUGAGAUCAGCUCAGAACCAUCAGAAAGAGACGAAGUCAGCUGCUGCUACGACGUCGUCUGAUUUCGUGUUACAGUGGGGGAACCGGAAAAGACUUCGGUGCAUGAAGGUACAGAAUAAGAAUAUUAAUCAUAAAAGUAAUAAUAAUGACUCGGCCGAUUCAGUGGCGGUUCAGAGAAUUCCGGUUCGAGUUGAUCGACGGGUUGUGAGAUCUGAUCUAAAUAAGGACUCCGGCAAUCAACCCGCUACCACUAACACUGCCAAUAGUAACGGUUAUUUGAAUCUCCGGCAGCGUGGGACGUCCCCUUCCCAUCGGAAUCUCAGGAAUCCAGAGAGUACAAUUGCGAUGAGAGAAAGGAGCAACGGGUUAAGAGGGAUGGCUUCUCCGGACAAAGUGGGUGCGCACGAUAAGCGAGGUAGUGCGCACGUUAACCACCACAACCACCACCAAAACAGUAAGACAAACAAUAAUGAUGAUGCUAGUAACAACCACCAUCACCACGGUGUAGGGGGCGGGUCUGCAUCGUCGGAAACAGCGCACGAUAGCAAGAAAGGCGGAGGAGGUGGGUCUUCAUCAGGGAGCGACGCGAUUCCGAUGGUGUGGCCACCGAAGUUUGUGAUCGGCUUAACAAAUAAGGAGAAAGAGGAGGAUUUCAUGGCCAUCAAAGGGUCUAAGCUACCUCAACGACCCAAGAAAAGAGCCAAAUUCAUUCAACGCACCCUCAAUCUGAUAAGUCCAGGGGCAUGGCUUUGUGAUUUGUCCUUAGAGCGAUAUGAAGUUAGAGAGAAGAAAGUAACCAAGAAGAGACCAAGAGGGCUAAAAGCUAUGGGAAACAUGGAAUCUGAGUCGGAGUAGACUGUCUUCUGUUUGCCAAUGUUUCAUUGAGUGAAAAAAGGAAAAGGCAAAAAAGAAAAAAGAAAAAAACCACGUGAGUGCAAAUAUGAGCUGUUGGUAAUCCUCAAGAUCAAUGUACUUCUUUUUCAUGGUUUUUCCCCUUGGCAUCAAUUAUAAGAAGAAAAAAUGUUUAGCCAUAUAUAAUUUUUGCUCUA